This is a messenger RNA of Mesorhabditis spiculigera, 3933 nucleotides long. The record is from the annotation of a GenBank genome assembly. NCBI's taxonomy places the organism in Eukaryota, Metazoa, Nematoda, Chromadorea, Rhabditida, Rhabditidae.
AUGGCCCCCGAUAAAGGGAACAAUCUGGCCGAUUUUGAUGAGGAGCCCAUCUACGAGCCGAGCACCUUCGAGAAGGCCGUCAGCAUCUUGUUGUGCCGCGGCGAUCUCGCCAAACAGCGUCUCGACGUCCGGCCAGUACCAGUGCUUGAAUUGUACCGCUACGCAACCGGCUGGGAUCGUUUCCUGCUGGUUUUCGGGGUUUUGUGCGCCGUUAUAAAUGGCGUCUCCCAGCCGAUCUUGGCGCUAUUUGCGGGCCGGGUGACGAACGUGCUCCUCAGCUACGAGGGGAAUUCGACCGAAUUUCGGGAUCGCGGCUACGAGAAUGUGUAUGUGAUGCUGGGGCUUGGCGGGCUUACGACGCUCGCCAAUUUGGGACAGUGCCUUGGACUGUCGAUUGUUUGUACGCGCGUGGUGGCCCGCUUCCGGACGCAGUACAUCGGGGCGAUCGUGGGGCAAAACGCCGCCUGGCUGGAUGCCAACCAUUCUGGGGUGCUGACGACGAGGCUUUCCGAUGAUCUCGAGCGCGUUCGUGAGGGUAUCGGCGACAAGCUGGGGCUACUCGUCCGCGGCGGGGCCAUGUUCAUCACCGGGCUGACCAUCUCGUUCGCCUAUGAGUGGCGGCUAGCCCUCGUCAUCACCGGCGUCUGUCCAGCCAUGUGUUUUUGCACUGCUCUAAUGGCGAGGAAGAUGAACGCGGGGACGAGGCGUGAACUCGUUGGUGUCGGGCAGGCCGGUGCCACGGCGGAGGAGGCGAUUAUUGGCGUGCGAACUGUGCAGGCGUGCAAUGGGCAAGAGGAUAUGGUCAAAAAAUAUGAAAAUGCCUUAAUUCGAGGCGAAACUCACGCAAUUCGGAAGGGCAUCUGGGCGGGCUUCUUCUCGGGGCUGUUCUUUUUGGUGUUGUUCUGCUUCUUGGCCAUUGGAUAUUUGUACGGCGGCUACCUAUUGACGGUUGGGAUCAUCCCGGACCCGGGCGUUGUUUUUAUUGUUGUCGGCUCGAUGCUAAUGGGUGCCUAUUUCCUUGGGAUGAUCUCCCCUCAUCUGAUGGUGCUCCUGAAUGCCCGCGUCGCGGCGGCAAAGCUGUACGGCGUCAUCGACAGGGUUCCACCAAUCGAUUGUUCUGCUGAAGAUGGCCGAAAAUUAGAGAACAUUCGAGGGCGGGUGGUCUUUGAAAAUGUGAAAUUCAGAUACCCAAAUCGCCCAAAAGAACUGGCGCUCGAUGGGCUAUCAUUAACGGUAGAACCCGGUGAAACAGUGGCACUUGUUGGGCAUAGCGGAAGCGGAAAGUCAACAACUGUUUCCCUGAUUCCGCGACUGUACGACGUGGAAGAGGGCGAGAUUUUGGUGGACGACUGUCCGAUUCGGGAUUUGAAUAUUCGGCAUUUACGGCAGAUUGUCGGGAUUGUGCAACAGGAACCAUUACUCUUCAACGCCACCGUAGCAGAAAACCUAAAAGUUGGAGCUCCGGAGUUGAGCGAAGAGGAGAUGAUCAGCUGUUGCAAACAAGCCAAUGCGCAUGAUUUUAUUAUGAAGUUACCUCAGGGCUACGAUACGCUACUCGGGCACGGCGGCAUUCAGUUGUCUGGCGGACAAAAGCAGCGUGUCGCCAUCGCAAGAACGCUGGCAAAAAAGCCGAAGAUUUUAAUACUUGAUGAAGCUACCUCAGCUCUUGAUACUAGGAGUGAGAGGAUAGUCCAGAGCGCGCUAGCGGAUUCUAGCGGGCGUUCUACCUUGAUAAUUGCGCAUAGAUUAUCAACGGUAAAAAUGGCUGAUAGGAUUAUUGUGAUGGAUGCGGGACGGGCGGUUGAACAGGGAACGCACGAAAGCCUGAUGAACCUUGGCGGAAAAUACUAUCGCCUUGUCGUGGCUCAAGGCCUUGCCGAUGAAGCUGAACGAGAAGAGGAAGACGUUGACCUCGAUGAGAGGGAUGAGGAUGACUUUGAGUUUAUCGAGGACAAUCGAACCGAGCACGAGCUGCCCUUUUCGGCUAGAUCCGCCAAGCACCGCCUUAUUUCGCAGAUGACCAUCGACAGCGUGGCGUCGGGUCGGGAGGCUUUUCAGAGAGGAUCGAUGGCUACAGAAUCAUUUGGGCUGAGCGCCCGCGAGAGCACGCGUUUCCGGCCGGAUGAAAUUGAGGCUGAACUGCUUGAAGAGCUCGAGAAUUUCCCCGCUUCUCCGUCUGGUCAAUCUGCCGGCCUGGCGGAUAUUUUCUCACGGCUUCGAGGGCUUCGUGGACACAUUUCGCUGGGCCUUCUUUUUGCCCUGAUCCGAGGUGCCGAACUUCCGGCCAUGACGUUGGCUUACGGAUAUAUAUUCCAGGGCUUCCAAUUCUCUAACUACGAAGAUGGUCGGCUGAUGCAUCGAUUGGCCCUAGGUGUCGUUGUUUUUUCAGCGAUCGGCGUCGGCUGCAUGAUUUUUCAGCUUUUGGCCAGCUUCUUCUUCUCGUCCGUCUCGGAGAGAGCGGCUCGGCAGUUCCGGGUAUCCGCUUUUCAGCAGAUUCUCGACCAGGACGCCGCCUAUUUUGACGAGGCUGCUCAUGCUCCCGGGAAACUUAUCUCACGUCUCGCCGCUGAUGCUCCAAAUAUAAAAGCAGUACUCGACGGUCGUAUGUACCAGGUGGUCGUCGGGGUUUGCGGGCUUUUUGGGUGUAUCGCCGUCGGAUUUGUGUUUUCGUGGGAGGUGGCGACGGUGGGGGCAGCCAUCGUACUCGUCGUCUGGCUGUUCAUGAUCGUGAUGGGGAUUUUGGUGAUGAGGCUCAACAUGAAGCUGGUUAAGGAGGAUGAGGCGGCUAAGCUAGCCAUCGAGAUCGUGGAGAGCGUCAAGACCAUCCAACUCCUCAACGGCGAGCGCGUUUUCGAGGAGAAAUUUGGGCAAGCUGUUGCUGCUCAACAGCGCCGGGAAUUCGGGAGAUGCUGUCUAGAAGCCGUUAGCUUUGCCGUGUCGCAGAGCAGCAGCUACUUUCUCACGGCUGCCGUAUUUGCUGUCGGGAUUCGGGUCAUCUACACCGGGCGUCGAGGGCCAUCCUCAGUUUUUAAUGCCAUCACGGCGAUGACUUCCGGGAUUCUCGGCGCCAUCAACUCUUACCCGUACUUUCCGGAAUUUAUCAAAGCACAAACUGCCGCAAAAAUGCUGUUCUCAAUUAUCGAUCGAGAGCCGACAAAUUUAAGCAUUGAAGCUAGCGAUGAGAAAAUGAAGCCACUCGAUGGUUCCUUGCUUUUUGAAGAUGUCUACUUCCGGUAUCCUCAUAGAUCACGGCAUAAUGUUCUCAAUGGGCUACAGUUCGCUGUGAGACCAGGCCAAACAGUGGCUCUUGUCGGCCCUUCGGGAUGCGGAAAAUCGACUUGUCUUCAUUUGCUUGAGAGAUUUUACGAGCCGCUGGCUGGAAAAGUGCGUCUGGACGGCCAAGACAUUCGUCAACUCCCACUCCGCCAUCUUCGCCGUCAAAUUGGACAUGUAGGGCAGGAGCCGGUGCUGUUCAGUGGCACGAUCCGGGACAAUAUUUGUCUCGGUUUGGACGAUGUCCCGCUUUCUGAUGUGCUUUUUGCGCUCGAGCAGGCAAAUGCAAAGAGUUUUGUGUCGAACUUUCCAAUGGGAGUUGAUACGCAGGUCGGCGAAAAGGGUUCCCAGCUUUCCGGAGGCCAAAAGCAACGCGUGGCCAUCGCCCGGGCCCUGAUUCGACGUCCUAAAAUCUUGCUCCUGGAUGAAGCGACGUCGGCGUUGGAUUCAGAAUCCGAAAAGGCAGUGCAAGAAGCGCUAGAAACGGCGCGCCGCGGUCGCACCUGCGUUACGAUAGCCCAUCGACUAUCCACGAUUCAGCACGCGGAUACGAUCUGCUAUGUGGCUGGGGGAAGGAUCCUCGAAACGGGUUCUCACCAAGAAUUGAUCGCUCGCCGCGGGCAUUACUAUCGGCUCGUCAAGGAGCAGAUGAUCACCUCG